Trichogramma pretiosum is the source of this 1214-nucleotide messenger RNA. RefSeq lists its product as uncharacterized. The transcript has 3 exons. The coding region runs from base 26 to 1210 and encodes 394 amino acids. The record is from RefSeq and is a predicted model, not a curated record. Lineage: Eukaryota; Metazoa; Arthropoda; Insecta; Hymenoptera; Trichogrammatidae. Gene Ontology annotation, biological process: sensory perception of smell; detection of chemical stimulus involved in sensory perception of smell. Gene Ontology annotation, molecular function: olfactory receptor activity; odorant binding. Gene Ontology annotation, cellular component: plasma membrane.
AUAAGGAAAGGCUUGGUCUUGGAGGAUGAAUCCCGAGGAGGCGUUUUCCGUGUACCGGAGCUUCCUCUGGUUCCUCGGGGUCUGGCCCCUGGAGGAGAAGAGCCGAUACCAGCGUCUGCGCUACUACACGGCGGCCUUCUUCCAGGCCAGCUUCCUGCUGCACACGAGCAUCGAGAUCUGCCUGAACCGCAGCGGCGUCUCGGACAUGGUCGACGUCUGCCUGUUCUUCGCCUCGGCCUUUCUGGCCCUCAUCAAGCACACCUACCUGCACCUGCACGGCCGCAAGAUCGCCUACAACCUGCGCAGCUACAUGCGGGACUGGAGGCAGCCGAGCGAAUAUGGAAGCGCCGUCAUGCGAUCUCAUUUCAAGAUGUACCGCUACCAGUUCAUAAUCUACAACUCGAUCGGCUACAUCGGCACGACCCUCUUCCUCAUCCGCACGCUGCUGCUCAACUACCUGAAGGAUCGGGGCCAAGCUCGGGACGACGGGCCGGAAUUCGAGUACGAGUUCAUCUGCAAGAUCUCCUUCCUGUCCAAGCCGUUCCUGCUGAGGUACCACACUGGCCUCCUGGUGCUCCAGUACCUGCAGUGCAUGUACGUGUGCAGCAGCGGCGCCAGCACCGACUGCUUCUUCUUCGGGCUGCUGCUCCACUUGGCGGCCCAGUUCAAGAUUCUCAACAGACGAUGGCACGACUUUGGCGACGCGAGUCGCGACGAUCAGGCGAGCUUCGACGAGCUCGUGGCCAGACACCAGCUGCUCACCAAGCUCGGCCAGCAUCUCGAGCAGAGCUUCAGUCGAGUCGUCCUGCUCCAGCUGCUCAUCAGCGUCAUACUCAUUUGCAUGAGCGGCUGCAGCAUCCUCGUGUCGAUGAUGGAGCGGGACUACGUGACCAUGCUGAUAAGCACCAACUGCGUGAGCUUCAUGAUCACCGAGUCCUUCAUCUACGGCUACGCGAGCGACUACCUCAAGUCGCAGAGUCUGGCGCUGGUCGACGCCGUCGCCGCCUGCGGCUGGUACGACCUCGAGCGGGCCCGCAGACGCGACCUGGCCUUCGUCCUCAUGCGGGCCCUCUUGCCUUGCAGCAUCACCGCCGGCAAGUUCUUCUACGUCACGCACAACACCAUCGUCCAGCUGGUCAAGACGUCCGUCUCCUACCUGUCCGUCCUCAGGAUGACUAUCGAGCACUCUAGGAAAGCCGACGCCAACUGAUACU